Serendipita indica DSM 11827 is the source of this 3924-nucleotide messenger RNA. Lineage: Eukaryota; Fungi; Basidiomycota; Agaricomycetes; Sebacinales; Serendipitaceae. The record is from the annotation of a GenBank genome assembly.
AUGGACGCAGAUACUUCCUAUCCCAGUCAGCUCCCCCCAGUUUCUGCUGUUGUGGGCGAGCAGCAUUCGCACCCAGCCGUCAAUGCCGACCAUACCAUCCCAUCGGGGCCUCUUGACCAAUCAUCGGUCUCGACGCUGAACGCAGCAUCCGUCAACUUGCAUGGCUCUCUAUCCUCUCGCUCUCAGACACCAAGUCGUCAACAACAAGCUGCAUUCCACCCCGUAGCUGCUCCUGUUCCGAGGACUGCAGCCAGUACGGCGCCGCAAACUCCACUCAUGGACGCCCAGCCCGGUCCGGCCUCUUCUCGCGCCAGGUCUCCUCAACAGGAUGAUGGGUACCAGUCUGAAAGGCCUCUGAACGUGACGGACGCUCUUGGUUAUCUCGACGCGGUCAAACAACGAUUUCACGAUCGACCCGACGUCUACAACCGGUUCUUGGAUAUAAUGAAAGACUUCAAGACCCAAAUAAUCGACACUCCGGGUGUUAUCGAGCGAGUUUCGCACCUGUUUUUCGCUCAUCCAGACCUUAUCCAUGGAUUCAACACAUUUCUGCCUGUCGGCUACCGCAUCGACGCUGGAAGCGGAGGUAGUAUCCUCGUCACAACGCCCUCUGGCGUCACCUCUCUCAACGCUGGCCAGCUUCCUCCAUCGACUGAAUUUCCUGGUGUCUCGCGACCUCGGAGUAGCCAGCAUGGGCAUCAUCCGACUGCUCUCAACGCCCCACCGCCGGCUCAGCCCGUUUACCAUCCUUCAGUGGCAGAUACGGCCAUGCACGGUCCUGCAGGCCUCGGACCCGGAGCUCCGAGUCAUAGUCCCUAUGCUCACCCAACUGCAGUAGUAGAUCCCAACACACGGGUGCUAGAACCACCCUCCGAUCCACAAUUCGAGUUUCAAAAAGCGAUUGCGUAUGUCAGCAAGAUCAAGACCCGCUUUAACAAUGAUCCCGAUACCUAUAAAGCCUUUCUCGAGCUCCUUCAGAAACAUCAAGAUGUCAAGAAUAUCGAGGUUCAGGAGCAGAUCAGCGUCCUUCUACAAGGAGCUCCGGAUUUGCAAGCAGAAUUUCGCGAGAGCUUUGUCGAUGGCCGAAGUGGGAGCUUCCUAGGGAGCGCUGCGAACAGUGCACUUGGUUCUAAUCCACAUGAUUGGAUGAAUCCCAACAAGCGCAAAGAUCCUUCCUCUGGCAUGGCAGUUCCUCCAGCCAAACGCAAGAAAAAGGUUCAAGAAAAGGAACCUUUGCCAUCGUCCAAGCCGCCGUCGAGUGUUCGCCCCAAGAAGCCAAAGCCCCAUCCCCGCAUCGAGCAAGCAGACGACUAUAUGUACGAUAAUGGCAAUGGAAUCACUGCGGUUGGUGGCGGCAGUGGGUACAUGGGUAUGGGCGCCAGUACCCCCGAGGAUCAGGUCUUUUUCGAAAAGGUCAAGAAGACGCUAGAUAACCGGGAGACGUACGACGAGUUCCUCAAGCUUCUCAAUCUCUUUACCCAGGAUAUCAUCGAUAUGAGGACCUUGAUUGAUAAAUCUGCGACGUUCCUUGGCGAAGGCUCGGAACUACAUCUUCAAUUGCGUCGCUUGCUCGGGUGGACCGAGCGCGAGAGACUUGUCAGGGAGCCCGACGACACGAAUACGAUUCCUGUGGCAAACCACGCCAUCUACGUGCCGCAUGAAAAGGACGACUUGCACCAUAAAUGUGGUCCUAGCUAUCGAAGGAUCCCGGCCAACGAAGCUCACGUGGCUUGCUCCGGACGAGAUGCGCUCUGCCGUUCGGUGCUCAAUGACGAGUGGGUGUCGCAUCCUACCUGGGCCUCUGAGGACAAUAGCGGCUAUCAAUCUCACAAGAAGAAUGUGUACGAGGAGGCGCUUCACAAAUGCGAAGAGGAGCGACACGAGUUUGAUUUCCAUCUCGAGAUUAUGACAAAGACCAUCUCGGCCCUCGAGAACAUUAACAUGAAGAUACAACAGAUGACCAACGAGGAGAAAUCAACGUUCAAGUUGAAGCCCGGUCUCGGUCUUCCAAACAAGAGCAUCUACCAACGCAUCAUCAAAAAGGUCUACGGGAAGGAUCCAGGGAUGGAAGUCAUUGCCACUCUUCACGACUGCCCUGCCAUUGCGGUCCCAAUCGUUCUGAAUCGAUUACGGGCAAAGGACGAUGACUGGAGACGAGCUCAGCGGGAAUGGAACAAGGUCUGGAGAGAAGUCGACGCCCGAAACUUUUACAAGUCGCUCGACCAUCAGGGGGUCACGUUCAAGGCCACGGACAAAAAGGCGUUGACGACCAAGUCUCUGGUCGCGGCCAUCGAAGCAGCACGAGAUGAACAGGUCUCGGAGCGGGCUGCCAUGAUGGACCCAAGUCUUGCACGGACACGGCCGGCCCAUCAGCUUGCAUACGAAUUGACCGACCUCGCCGUCAUGAAGGAUACGACAUCGCUUAUCCUGGCAUAUCUCGAACGACUUGGCGCGCAUUAUACUGCGGCUGAGCGUGACAAGAUUGAACGCUGGCUAGUCUCCUUUGUCGUUACCUUUUUCGUGCUCGACAAGGAAGACUUUGAGAAUGCGGUCAAGGGCGCAGCCACGAACGCUCCUACAUCGAGCGCGCUUGGAGUCACCAACAUGGUGCCGGCCGAGAAUGGAGCCCUCACGAUGGAUGUGGACCCCGACGAGACAGAGGCUGUCGCUAGCGGGCGGCGAACGCCCAAAACUAAAAAGGGCAAGUCACUCAAGAGUGGCAACGUCUCGAGGAUCCCGUCGGCGAAAGCCACGCCCAUUAUGCAAGCUGCCGAGUUGCCAAAGGAAGUGAAGGAGGACGGUCCGAUGCCCGUUGAUAGUGUUUGGAUCGGCACGCAGCCUGGCCAAACUGACACCGCCACUUCGAAUGUCCGCGGUGCGGCUGAUCCCAAAAAGGGUCCUGCGGCGAACCGAAAGGCCUCUUUCUUUGGUAAUACGAUCACAUAUGUGAUUCUUCGUAUCUUCCAGACAUUGUACUCUCGAUUGCUCCUUUGCAAGGAAAUCACCCAGCAACUCUCGACGACGACGGGCACUCAUACGGCGAACCCAAUUGCCAUCGAGCUCGGAUUGAUUGACGGAUUGGGCCCCGGAACGAUGAACUUGUUUGUGCCAAAUAAUGAAGCAGAGCUCAACCCGGACGGAACACCGUUCAAUCCGACGAGCCGGUUCUAUGCGCACUUACUUGAAUGCUGCGAGAGUCUCUUUGCGGGGGAUAUGGACCAGAACACGUUUGAAGAAAACUUGCGGUUUAUGUUUGGAACCAAGGGUUAUCUUAUGUUUACUGUUGACAAGGUCAUUGCAGCCCUUAUCAAACAGAUUCAUGCUGCGAUUAGCGAUCCGCAGACGGAAGAGCUGAUCAGCCUCUUGCGUACGGAAAGACGAGCAGAGGACCCGAGUACUCAGCAAAUUAUCACCUAUCGACGGAAUGCUGAAGAGAUUAUUGGGCAAGAUGAUAACCUCUUUAGGAUCAAUUGGGAUCACUCAAUUAUGACUAUCCAGCUGCUCGGGAAGACUGAUCCCAGCACGGACGAUGCUGAGACGAUCGCCCAACGGUGGCGACGCUACAUCGAAUCUUAUGUCCUCACUCAUCCUACAGAGGGCAUCAAGGAGGAUGUCAAGAAUCCAUUCCUUCGCAGGACGGUCAUGGAAGCACCGUUGACGGAGACUGGCUGUCAUGCGGACAAUGGUCUCGAGAUUCGAGUGUGCAUCCGCACGUACAAGCUCUUUUUCGGCCCCGAGACGGAGGACUACUUCUGGCGAUACGGGGAUGGCGCGCGCAAACAAGCAAUGGAGCGACUGGCGGAGAUUGACACAAAGCGUAAAGAACGUUUCGAGUCAUGGCUCGAGUCGCGGCGAGCAAAGAUUGACAAGAGCGAAAAGUCGGAUAAUGGGGUCAAGAAGACUGAGACGGCGGUGGAAAAGUAG